This is a messenger RNA of Prosopis cineraria, 958 nucleotides long. RefSeq lists its product as uncharacterized. The coding region runs from base 209 to 577 and encodes 122 amino acids. The transcript is spliced from 2 exons. NCBI's taxonomy places the organism in Eukaryota, Viridiplantae, Streptophyta, Magnoliopsida, Fabales, Fabaceae. The record is from RefSeq and is a predicted model, not a curated record.
ACACAACACACCUCCAUGAUUCUUGUGGGUCUUAGCCAGAUUGGCCAACUGUGACCACAUGGCCCCACCAAACCACAUGCCCAUACACCCUUGUAACUCCCCCAUCCUCCCACGCACCCACCCUUUUGCCCCUUUAUAAAUUCCUCCUCUCUACUUUUGCGCCUUAGCUGUUAUCUCUUUUGGAUUUCACAACACAAUACUCCAGGUUAUGGAUGUUGCUGUGGAGCUCGAGGAUGAUCUCUUUUUUGCAGACUUGAACAAGCAGAUUUCUCUCCUGAUUAUGGAUGAAGAUGAACAAGAAGGCCCGCUUGCUUGUUCUCCUCCCGAGCCCCUUCAGGCUUUCUCCGGGGCAAUAAUCCACCACCCUCCUCCUCUGUCUGUUAUAGUGUACGAGCAGGGUGUGAGAAGGACAAGCAAAGGGACUGGAGUGUUCAUCCCUCAGUCCAUACAACCGAGAAGAAGGCACAGAAGAGGAAGAUCUGGUUCGUAUGCUAAACAUCAGAAGCAAUCUGAAGAUACAAGAAUGGUUUCUCAAGCUCCUGAUAACAGUUAUUCUUUCAGAUCCAGAAAUGGCUGACGUGGACAGAUCUGUCUCCCCCAACAAAACAGAACAGUUUGAUAAAUCCUAAUGAUUUUGUAUUCCUUUGCCAAGUUUAGUAAAUUAUUUAUUAUGUGUCUGAUUCUUUAGUCUUCAGGCAAUAAAUUAAAGUAUUGCUUCGGUGAUUGAUAAAAUAUAUAUAGGUUUUUACUGAUUAUGUACAUGGGAAAGCCUUAUUAUAUGUACUCCACUGCCAAGUAUAUUCAUGAAGGAAGGUUCAUCCAAGGUUUUGUGCCUUUCCAGCAUGUGGACAAGUAUGGGUGUCUUACAGUUUGACUACAUGUAUGCAUCUAGGUAUUGUUUCAGUGAUAAGCUUGUCCUUGAUUACUCAAUAAUAUUAAUCAUACUAUUUCUUAACAA